AUGCCGGAAGGGCCAUCUGUGAGGAGGUUUCACCGCCUUGUCUCCCCUUUUGUGGGCCAGAAGGUAGUCAAGACAGGAGGCAGCAGUAAGAAGCUGAACCCUGCCUCCUUCCAGUCUUUGUGGUUCCAGGAUGUCCAGGUGCAUGGAAAAAGAUUAUUCCUUCGGUUUGAUCCAGAGGAGGAGAUGGAGCUACCCAGCAACAGCCCACAGCCUGUACAAGGAGUGUGGCAGAAAGAGGCCCGGGGCCCAGAGCUGAUCUUGGGGCCCCAUGCUCAGGAAACUUCUGCAGGCCCCUCUGGAUCUGGGGAGCCUUUGCCUAGUGGAUCCGAUGACCCCUGUGGUCCUGGGGGGCACAACCUGUUAGCAGUUGCCCAGAGGUGGCUGGAGGUCAGAUUUGGUUUGUUUGGCAGCAUCUGGGUGAAUGACUUCUCCAGAGCAAAGAAAGCUAACAAGAGAGGUGACUGGAGAGACCCUGUGCCUAGGUUGGUACUCCAUUUUAAUGGCGGUGGCUUCCUGGCAUUUUAUAGUUGCCAGAUGUCGUGGAGUCCUCCCCCAGAGGUUGAGCCCACCUGCGACAUCUUGUCUGAUAAGUUCCAUCGAGGACAAGCCUUGGAAGCUCUGAGACAGGCUCAGCCUGUGUGCUAUACGCUAUUGGACCAGAGAUACUUUUCAGGAUUAGGGAACAUUAUAAAGAACGAAGCCUUGUACAGAGCAGGGAUACAUCCCCUCUCUCUCGGUUCGCUGCUGAGUUCUUCCUCUCUAGAGGCCCUCAUGAAUCAUGUGGUGGAGUUCAGUUCAGAUUGGCUUCGGGACAAACUCCAGGGCAAGGAACGGCACACACAGAUCUACAAUAAGGAACAGUGUCCUUCUGGUCACCAGGUUAUGAAGGAGAGCUUUGGGCCUCCUGGUAGACUCCAGAGGCUCACCUGGUGGUGCCCUCAGUGCCAGCCCCGGCUGCCAUCAGAGGAGCCGAAGAAUCUGCUGUCCUCGUAAAACACUUGGCCGUCUUCAUGGAACUUGACUCACAUGGAGGAAGAGAGAACUGAUCUCCAUACCUGGCAAUGUGCAUGAUGACACUUACACUCACAUCAAAAUAUAAUAAAAGGAUGUAAGUAUAAGCGGGUCUAUUUGAGAGAAUAAAAGGAUUGGCAAGUGUGGGAGUUGUAUGAGGGUUAAAGGGGAAUACGAUCAAAAACCAUAUACAUGUGAAGAGUUCAUAAUAAAACUCGUGUGUCGUUUAGGCUAAUAGCUUUUUUAAAAAAGUUAUUCCACUAGCAACCAUUAACCACCUAUAGAUCUUCAGGGAGGGAGCCCUUCCCUGACCCUUGCAACCCUUAACUAGAGGGUUGGUUGGCUGUUCCUCCCACGCCAGAUGGGGCCCAAUCUUGUGCAGAUUUUGCAGGCACCACAUAAAUCCUGUUGCACAUUAAUCAGAACAUGAGAGGUAUGUCCAUCAAGAGCCCAGUUCUCUUUGUUUUAGUAGCUUUGAAAAUACGAUCCAAGAAUCAUCUGCGUGUUGUCUCACAGAUGAGGGAUGGGGACGUCUGAGAAAUACUGUAGGCUGUCCCACUAGAAGCUUCAUGGGGAUCAGGAAAGCCGCAGGAAACUCCCCUCGGAGGAAAGCGAGACUCUGUUUGCCCUGUUUUCUU
Molecule: messenger RNA, 1649 nt
Organism: Arvicola amphibius (Eurasian water vole)
Lineage: Eukaryota; Metazoa; Chordata; Mammalia; Rodentia; Cricetidae
Gene: Neil2
Product: nei like DNA glycosylase 2
Exons: 5
Coding region: 1-993 (330 amino acids)
Biological process (GO): base-excision repair
Cellular component (GO): nucleus
Molecular function (GO): DNA-(apurinic or apyrimidinic site) endonuclease activity; zinc ion binding; damaged DNA binding
Source: RefSeq, a predicted model, not a curated record